This is a messenger RNA of Exophiala dermatitidis NIH/UT8656, 1197 nucleotides long. RefSeq lists its product as uncharacterized. The transcript has 7 exons. Lineage: Eukaryota; Fungi; Ascomycota; Eurotiomycetes; Chaetothyriales; Herpotrichiellaceae. The record is from RefSeq and is a predicted model, not a curated record. Bases 1 to 1197 code for a protein of 398 amino acids.
AUGUCUUUUGACAACUACAAGACGUCGUCGGAGCUUCCGACUCACACCGACCAGUUUAGCACUGAGCCCAACGCUCAAGCUCCCAAGCUGAAUGGUACAAACGUCAGAGAUACUCUGGUCGACAACGCAGCUGCGGCCGUGAACACCGUGCAAAACCACCCCAUCACUCAGAAUGUUGUCAAUGGUCCUGUUGCAACAUCCAUCAAGAACGAGGCUGGUGCCACUGCUUCCGAGUUCAGCGAGCUAGCCAACUCUCGUCAACCCCCGUCCUACACUGCCGCAAAUGACACACCUCUGACUCACUACCAUUCGUUCUUCUACACCUUGUUGAGCUGGAAGAACAAGAGAGCCACUGGAAUCACCUACCUCGGCCUGGUUGCCUUCAUCUUCGCCUGCCGCUACCUACCGAUCCUGCGAUACUUCCUGAAGAUUACAUGGAUGACCCUUGGCGUCGUCACCUUGGCCGAGGCCUCGAGCAAACUGGUCAUGGGCUCCAGUGUUGCAGGUGCUGUCCGUCCCCGACGCUACUACAAGAUUCCAAAGGAGACCCUCGAAGCCUCUUUGGACGACCUUGAGAACCUCAUCAACUUCUUCGUCAUUGAGGGUCAGCGCAUUGUGUUCGCCGAGAACGUUCCCGUAACCGCAGCUGCUUUCCUCUCUGCGUUCGUUACCUACUACCUCAUUAAGCUCCUCCCAUUCUGGGGCGUCGCCUUGGUUGCGGCCAAUGUCGCAUUCCUUGGUCCUCUGAUUUACCUUGAAAACCGCGAAUUGAUUGACGCCCAAUUGGAGCAUGCGGGACACAUUAUCAACCAACAGACCCAUCAAAUCAAGGACUUGACUGCGCAACACACCAGCAAGGGAUUGGAAUCUGUCAAGCAAUACACUGGCACAGCUGCCGCCAAGGCUCAAGAGGUCGUUGGAAGUGCUAGACAGAAGAUUCCCGCUCCAAGCACCGUCACUGGAAGCACCAAUUCUGCCAACACCAACAAGCCGGUGAAGGAGGCCGACUUCCCGUCUGCACCUCGCUCUGACCUUCCUGCACAAUCCGCCGCCGACCAGAAGGCCGACCUCUACUCGUCUUCUGUUGAAGAACCGAAGCAGACGAUCUAUGCCUCUGACAUUGGUAACCCAAAUGCUGAUACCUAUGCCUCUUCCGCUGGAGAGCCAAAGUCUGAGACUGAACGCCUGCUCGCAUAA